GUCUUGGUUCUACCCGGACCGCGAUCUGUGCCGCAGCGUUGUUUGCCCACGCUGUGAGAGCUUGAAUCACACGUGAAAAGAAACGAUAGCCUUUAAUAACGUGUUUUUUAUCAUCAUAACGAAGUUUUUCAGUGUUAAAAUGGUAGAUAUAGAGGAGGACAGUCAGCUGGGGCUGGAGUCUGAAGAGGAAUAUGAGGAAUUAUCUGAUGGGGAGCUCCAGGAGGCUUUUGCCAAAGGACUUCUCAAACCUGGUUUAAAUAUUCCUCUAGAAGAACCAAAGAAGGCCGUCAACAACGUAGAGGGGCUGAAGAAGUGCCUGGCUGACUUUAAGAAGAACCUGCCUUGGGUCGAGAGGCUGGACCUCACCAACAAACCAGUAGAUGACGUUCUGGCCAAAGCUGAAGGAAGACCGAGCAACGACGACGUCAAUCCUGAGGACGAUUUUCAGAGGGAAAUGUAUUUCUAUCGACAGGCUCAAGCAACUGUUCUUGAGGCCCUUCCAAAGUUAAAGAAGCUGAAUAUUUUUACUAAAAGGCCUGAUGAUUACUUUGCAGAGAUGUCCAAGACUGAUCAGCAUAUGCAGAAGAUCAGGAAGAAGCUCAUGCAGAAGCAAGUAGCAAUGGAGAAUUCUGAAAAGGCCAAGAAGCUGAGAGAACAGAGGAAGUUCGGCAAAAAGGUACAAGUGGAGGUUCUCCAGAAGAGGCAGAAGCAGAAGAGGGACAUGAUGACGGCAGUGAAGAAAUAUCAGAGAGGCAUGACAGACAAGUUGGACUUCUUGGAAGGAGAUAAGGAGGGAAAGAAUGGACCCGCCUCAUCCAAGAAACAGAUGGGCAAAAGAGGAGGCCCAAGCUCUAAGAGGAAGUACAAGGACCAGAAGUUUGGCUUUGGAGGCAGGAAGAAAGGCUCCAAAAGGAACACGAAAGAAAGCCAUGAUGACGUUUCAGGAUUCCGGGCUAAAGCAGCCCACGGGAAAGGGGGAAAGAAAUUUGGCAAAGGAGGAAAAAAUAAAAGACCAGGAAAGGAGACCCGGCGGAAAAUGAAGUCCCGAAAGUGAGGGAUUACUCCUGUUAGUUAGUUAGUUAGUUUCCCCUUAUGUUUCUAUGCAAGUGGACUUCUCUGUUAAGACACUUGAUCAUCCAUGGCGUCCACAUGGCCACCGCUCUGCUUCUCACCACCGUUCCACAGAUUCUGCACAUGCUAAUGCAGCCGUGUGGUUGACUCGGACACUCGUCUGGUGAGAGGACUUGAUUUGAAACGGCUCCUCCUUCAUUAGUCGGCUUUUCCGGUGCCAUUCGAGGAUUCCCCUUGGAUUUCUCCUUCUUUUUAUGUCAGUUUUAUUCUAAGCUGUGUUCUUUUCUUCCUUUUUCCCCCCUCUUUCUCCUUUUCUAAACUCUGCAACAUGAACUAAUUGGAUAUAUAGUUUUUUUUCUCUGGUUACUGCUGUAAAAAAUAAUUUUGUAAGGAAAAGCUGUACCCCCCCAUGGGCUGUUUCUGUUUCUCACAGUGUUAAGCUCAGUCCUGGAUGGAGAAAUAAAUGUAGAGUGCCCACAUUCUCAUGACACAGGCGUCACACGCAUUAUGUGUUUUCCUCUGUAAUUAUAAUACAUAUUUUAUAAUGA
This is a messenger RNA of Astyanax mexicanus (Mexican tetra), 1619 nucleotides long. RefSeq names its product EBNA1 binding protein 2 (gene ebna1bp2). The transcript is spliced from 9 exons. Lineage: Eukaryota; Metazoa; Chordata; Actinopteri; Characiformes; Acestrorhamphidae. Bases 140 to 1054 code for a protein of 304 amino acids. Gene Ontology annotation, biological process: rRNA processing; ribosomal large subunit biogenesis. Gene Ontology annotation, cellular component: nuclear periphery; preribosome, large subunit precursor; nucleolus. The record is from RefSeq and is a predicted model, not a curated record.